GCCACAGCUUGAGAGGAGGGAGGGUUCUCAGGAAGAGGAAGCUGAGCGGUGGUGUGGACAUUCCCGCCAAGCUGCCUGUCGACUUCCCGGCUUUUUUUGAUUCCUCAUUGGAUGAUGAGAAUUCAGGUGAAUCUCCUCUCAUCUCGAUAUUAGGAGAAUAUACAGACUCUCAGGAAGGCUCUUUCCCGGUUGUAGCGGACACAAAGGUUCCCUGGUCGGACGAGGAGACGCUGCACCUGCUCGACAUCUGGGGGAAGGACUCGGUGCAGCGGGCGCUGAAGGGCUGCUUCAAAAACCGCCACAUAUUCACACAGAUCGCACACAAGAUGGCGGAGAGGGGCUACAUGAGAACGGUGGAACAGUGCCAGACGAGGAUCAAGCGGCUGAAGAAAUGCUUCCGUCAGAACAAAGGAAACUCAAAGCUGGAGCAUAAGUUUUACGAGCGGCUGGAGAGCAUCCUCCGCUCCUCCGCUCCUUCUGCUCUACCUGAAGUCACCUACGACGUGGAGGAGGUCCCUGAUGAGGACGAGGCCGAUGAUGACCUGCAGGUUCUGGGGCACACGAGCCGUCAGGAAAUAGGUACUCGAAGCGUCCCGUGGACAGACAUGGAGUCGUUGACCCUCAUACACACGUGGGGCGACGACCAGAUGCAGCAGGAGCUGAGGGGGAUGCACAGAACCGGACACAUCUUUUCCAUCAUCUCCAACAAGAUGGCGACUCAGGGCUUCUCCCGGACGCCGGAGCAGUGCCAGACGAGGCUCAAGAGGGUGAAAUCAAACUUCAGGCAGUGCUACCAGAACAACUUGAAAGGACUGACGCGUGUUGAGUGCAAGUUUUACAACGAGCUGGGGAGAAUUCUAGUGAAGGACUUUUCUCCAGCGGCGCAGAUGAAUGAAAUCCCAGGAGAGCUCGAAGACAACGACUUCUCGGCCUACUCCCACAAUGAGACCGAUUCUGUUGUGGGGGUUCAAGAAGACAGGAAGAAAGUGGCCUGGUCGGACAAAGAGACAGUCAUCCUUCUGGAGAUAUGGGGAGACCCGGAGGUCCAGCAGUGCCUGGGACGUUACCCUCACAACGGCCACAUCUUCACUCAGAUCUCAGAGAAGCUCUUAGCCAAUGGUUACUCCCGCAGCGCAGACCAGUGCCACACCCGCAUCAAACGGCUCAAAUCCAACUAUCGCCAGUGUCAAGAAAACAUGAGCUCACCGGGGACAGAUCGAGUCGAUUUCAAGUUCUACGAGCUGCUGGAACAGAUCCUGGACAAGCAGCCGUCGACGUCUUCCACUGUGAUACCUGACUCCAUCGAAAUAUCAGAGGACUCCAACAGUGAAUCAGUGACGGAAACAGAAGGAGAAAUCAGCAUGUCGACAGAGAAGCCAGCGUCCGGCACGUGGUCUGACGAGCAGACGCUGGCGCUCAUCAACAUCUGGGGCGAGGUGGACGUCCAGAGGACGCUGAGGGGGUUCGUCCACAACGGACACGUGUACGCCGACAUUUCGGGGAGAUUGGAGGAGCUCGGUUUCUCCAAGACCUCGGAGCAGUGCCGCUGGAAAGUCAAGGCCCUGAGGAACAACUUUCGACAGUGCUACGACAGAAAGAAAUCUGGGAGACGAGUAGAUUACAGAUUCUACAACCAGCUGGAACAAAUCCUGGGCCAGGAGGCGGUUUCUAUGGAUGAUUAUGAUGAACGAGAGCAACAAGCCGAUCCGGAGCCAGGGAUGGAUGGUUUGAACACAGUGUGGACGGAGCAGGAGACGGUCUCUCUCGUGGAGGUGUGGGCCGAGGACGACGUGCAGCACAGCCUGAAAACCUGCGUCCGCAACGGCCACAUAUUCGCCGACAUAUCGGAGAAAAUGACCACGAUUGGAUUCCCGAGGUCAGCGGAUCAGUGCCACUCCCGGAUCAAACGGCUGAAGAAGACCUACAGGCGCUACUGCAACAGCCGGAGGAACGGAGGACGUCCCGCGGCGUUUCGAUACUUCCAUCUUCUGGCUCCGGUGCUUGGGGACAACACUGUUGUGUCAGACAUGGACAGUUCAGCUGCUGACGCCACCUUACAGCCCUUUAUGGACAAUGAUCCUGACUUGUACGAGCAGCCCUCCACCAGCCACCUGCUGGUCGACCUGAGCAGGAAGAUGCCCUGGUCGGACCAGGAGACGCGCACCCUGCUGGAGAUCUGGGGCGAGGACAGCGUCCAGCUCACGCUGAGGGGCUGCCUGAAAAACCGCCACGUGUUUGAGUACGUCUCCGAGAAGAUGGGCAACCGAGGGUUCAUCAGGACGUCGGAGCAGUGCUACACCCGCAUCAAGCGCCUCAAGCACGGCUUCCUGCAUGAGAAGGAGGAUUAUAAGUACUUCAAUGAGAUGGAGCAAAUCUUCCGGAAGGAGCUGAAAGUCGACGGCUCGGUCGCAGACACGUCGGCCACAGAGGAGGCGGAGGACAUGUCCCCUGAACCGAGCCAAAACAAAGCCGCCUCCAGUAACCAGUGGGUGGUUGACAGCGCCAAGCUGGCCUGGAGCGACGGGGAGACCGAGGCCCUGCUGGACAUCUGGGGGAGCGAGGAGAUCCAGGAGAACCUGAAGGGCUGCACCAAGAACAAACACAUCUUCAUCCAGAUCGCUCAGGUCAUGGCCACCCAAGGUUACCUGCGCAGUCCGGAGCAGUGCCAGACCCGGAUCAAGAGGCUGCGCGCCAACUUCCGACACUUCCUAGAAGGCAGAAAAGGGGAAAAGCAGGAGUGCAAGUACUUUGACCAGUUGGUGCAGAUAUUUGGCAACAAGUACUCGACGACCUCCGACCCCCUGGCUGAAGAAGCCGAUACUGCAGAGUCAUGAGGCUGUCGAACAUCAUGAGGACGACACAGCAGAAGCAAAACAAAGACACAUUCAGAGGAGAAAAAAUAAUAAGGACAUUAAACCAGAAUCUGUGAUAUGUUCCGCAGUAUGUGUGUUUAUGUGUGUGUGUGUGUGUGUGUGUUUGUUUACAGAUGACAGAGCAGAGUCUAACAAGGCUCACUGGAAUUUACUUUUUGCCUCUGUUUAUAUAUACUUAAAAUACUUUUACAUUCUUCAGAUACAAAGACCUACUUUAGGCUGUUGUGUGCGUGUGUGUGUAUGUCUGUUUGUGUGUGUGUGUGUGUGUGUGUUUGCGUCCCUUGACUAGAGUGUAAUGUGAUUUUUAACUUGAGAGCCAUGCCACUAAUACAGGGAUGCUCAGGGUUUGAUGAAACAAUAGUAGAAAUAUCUGAUCUUGAUGGUGAAAGUUUGAAAAAAAGUUGUCUUUUCUAAUAUUGAAUUAUUUUGUACUUGAAUUUAAAGAGAGUGACUCAAAGCACAUGCAAAAAGAAAGACACGCAAGGCCUCUAUCACUGUAACCACAGCCUACAUUAGCUUUUUCUUUCCUGCCUCACUUGUUAAAUAUUCUGUCUUUGCACUUCUUUGUAAAUGUUUGAAAUCUGACUGCUGAAAGUUUAAAUUCUUUAAGUUUAUUUUCUGGUGAGUGAGAAUUUAUUUAUUUAAAGGUUCUGUUUACAUGUGUGUUCCAAAGUUUUCUUAUUAACUUUGAAUAUGUUUUUCCUUUAACAUUUUUUAUUUUUUUUCAUAAAUAUGUAGAGUUUGUUGAAUUCAUUAAAAUAAACUUGAAAUGUGA
Pleuronectes platessa (European plaice) is the source of this 3648-nucleotide messenger RNA. RefSeq lists its product as uncharacterized. The record is from RefSeq and is a predicted model, not a curated record. Gene Ontology annotation, cellular component: shelterin complex. NCBI's taxonomy places the organism in Eukaryota, Metazoa, Chordata, Actinopteri, Pleuronectiformes, Pleuronectidae. Gene Ontology annotation, molecular function: telomeric repeat DNA binding. Bases 327 to 2834 code for a protein of 835 amino acids. Gene Ontology annotation, biological process: telomere capping; regulation of telomere maintenance via telomere lengthening. The transcript has 18 exons.